This is a messenger RNA of Diuraphis noxia (Russian wheat aphid), 1501 nucleotides long. RefSeq names its product alpha-1,6-mannosyl-glycoprotein 2-beta-N-acetylglucosaminyltransferase (gene Mgat2). NCBI's taxonomy places the organism in Eukaryota, Metazoa, Arthropoda, Insecta, Hemiptera, Aphididae. Gene Ontology annotation, cellular component: Golgi stack; Golgi membrane. The record is from RefSeq and is a predicted model, not a curated record. Gene Ontology annotation, molecular function: alpha-1,6-mannosylglycoprotein 2-beta-N-acetylglucosaminyltransferase activity. Gene Ontology annotation, biological process: protein N-linked glycosylation; oligosaccharide biosynthetic process.
UGUGAUAGUCUUAUCAUUCUCGUGUGAUCCGCCUGGUGCUCGUCGCGCUCGUCGUAUCUAACCGGGAUUUUAAAAUUAUAAUAAUAAUAAUAAUAUUAUAAUUACCAUUAAUACAUCAAUACCUACCUUUUGGUUUGAAUUUUUUUUUCACUUCACCCGACUGCCGAUGGUAGAAAUGAAACGACGGAAUACGAUAGAACCGAUUAAUUGACUUCACCACACGGUAAUUCGGACGUGAACAUCGAACAUGAAGGCUCAUAACCUGCACAGCACUGCGGACGUGCAUUCGACGGAUGAAUCAGUUUUCGAUCCGUGUCCGUCGUUUUUGGGCAUUUGCGUUSCACAUACAUUCAGCGCACACGUCGUGAACAAAUGGUUGACAAAAUGACCGAAAUAUUCAAUUCUGGAAUGGCGAUUGACGUGGUGCGGACCCUGCGGCAGAGAAUUAUCGCCGUGUGCCGGAAGUUGGGCAUCAGCGUGUGUUUGCGCACUGUCGUGUUGAUAUUUUGCUUGACGUUCUUCUGGGUGCAGAUGCACAUGUCUGAGGUGGCCGACAACGAGACGAUACAGAUACUGGCCAAACCAGACGGACUGCUGGACGCUAAUGAUUCAAUGUUGCAACUGGUCCCACAGGUCAGUAAUUACUCGGGUCCGAUUUUAUUUUUGGAAGACGACCAUUACGUCGCAGAAGAUUUCAUAUACAUGCUAAAGUUGAUGGAAAAAUCGUGUAGCGUAGCGUGCCCACAGUGCAGUAUGUUGUCGUUAGGGACAUACUUGAAAACGUAUAAUUUUUACGGAGAAGCAAAGAAGGAUAUUUUAAGGGUAAUACGUCGACAGCAAAUAUUUGCUGCAGAAUUAACACCGCCGUCUUGGAGUUUUAAAAUAGUUCCUUCGUUUUCACAUUAUGAUAAGGCCGAAAUUUCACAAUGGAUUAGCAGCAAGCAUAAUAUGGGUAUGGCGUACAAUCGAACUGUUUGGAAACAAUUUGUCGAUUGUGCAGAUACAUUCUGCAAGUAUGAUGAUUACAACUGGGACUGGAGUCUUCAAAGUGUAUCCAACAAUUGUCUUAGCCAUGAAUUUAAAGUGUUUGUUCUCAAAGCUCCUAGAGUAUUUCACAUUGGUGAAUGUGGUGUUCAUCAUAAAAAAAGUUGUUUCGAUAUGGCACUCAUUGCYAAAGUUCAAAAACUGCUUAGUUCUGUGUACAAAUAUUUAUUUCCGGUAAAAUUAGAAGUGACCUAUGCUCCAAUCAAAAAAAAAGUACUGCGCAAAGGAAAUGGUGGAUGGGGUGAUGUACGUGAUCAUGAAUUAUGUUUGCGAAUGGUAAACCGCCAAUGGUGACAUUUGGCAAUUAGUAUUUAAUAUUUAUAAUAUUAAAGAAAUAGGUCAAGUUCCUAUGUAACAUGGGAGUAUAGACCUCCUAAACGCAUAGACAUAAUACUAAAUAUUGCAAUAGAUAUUGUUGUCUAUGCUUGAACCAAGUCUUAUUUUAUUUUAUUGUUUU